CCGGGCUGCCGCCGCCUCCCCGCCCGCCGCCACCUGCCUCUCCCUCCGCUGCGCCGCUGCCGACCUGAGGCCCUGGCUGUCGGCUUCUCUUCGCGCUGCAGCCCGACCGAAAUGGAGCCGUCCGCGGGAAGCCGCCGGGAGUGAUCCCCGCUUUCCCACCGACCCACUGGCCGCCCCCUCGGCGCCCGCGCUCGCUCCGAUGGAGCUGGAGGAGACGCCGCUCGCCCCUCCGAAGACCAUGCUGGUUAUGCUGAGGAAAGUUCGCAAGAGGCGGGAGAUGCUGCUGCAGCAGCUGGGCUUCAUCUGCGCCAUCCUCUUCUUCGCCUGGUGCAUGUCCAGCCUGCUCUCCCGCGCGGGCCAAGAAUCAGCUGUUGCAGACAGAAGCAUUGUAUCAGGAAUAUGGAGGAAUAGAAAGUUGAUGGCAUCACCUAACGGGACACAUGAAGAGAAGAACUGUACAGAGCCAGCCAUUAAUGAGUUUCCUGAAGAUAUAUUUACAAAUAAAGAACGUCAGCAAGGAGGAAUUCUGCUUCAUAUCAUUGCUGCUCUUUAUAUGUUUUACGCUUUGGCCAUAGUAUGUGAUGACUUCUUUGUUCCAUCCUUAGAGAAAAUUUGUGAGAAACUACAUUUGAGUGAAGAUGUUGCUGGAGCCACAUUCAUGGCAGCAGGGAGCUCCACCCCAGAACUCUUUGCAUCUGUUAUAGGUGUAUUUAUCACUCAUGGAGAUGUAGGAGUUGGAACCAUUGUUGGUUCAGCAGUUUUCAACAUCCUCUGCAUUGUUGGUGUCUGUGGACUGUUUGCAGGACAGGUGGUUUGUCUCACCCAGUGGGCAGUGUUCCGGGAUUCUGUAUACUACACAAUAUCUGUCAUCGUACUUAUUGUGUUCAUAUAUGAUGAGAAAAUAGAAUGGUGGGAAAGCCUUGUACUCAUCAUUAUGUAUUCAUUCUACAUACUUAUCAUGAAGUACAAUGUGAGGAUGCAAAAUUUCUUCAGCCUUAAAAGCAAGAAUGUUGGAAAUGGUGACACAGUCAACAAUGAGCUGGAAGAUGUGAAGGGGAUCCAGCAGUAUGGCAAAAACAGUGUUGUGAUGGUGGAUGAGAUAAUCUGCUCCAGUCCUCCCAAAUACCGGUUCCCUGAAGCUGGAUUACGGAUUAUGAUCACAAAUAAGUUUGGACCACGCACCAGAAUGCGGAUGGCAAGCAGACUCAUCAUUAAUGAGCGCCAGCGGUUAAUCCAAUCUGCCAAUGGCUCAAGCAAAGCUCUUCAGAACAGGAGACAAGAGAAUAUUGAAAAUGGAAACAUCCCUGUGGGGAACCAAGAGGAGGAAAAUGAACAGGACAGUCUAACUCCAUUUUCAGUGCCAGAUGGAAUAGUGAACAAAAUUAAAUGGCUUUUGACAUGGCCAUUGAUAUUCUUGCUGUUUACCACAAUUCCAAACUGCAGCAAACCACGCUGGGAGAAGUUCUUCAUGUUGACAUUCAUCUUGUCCACUCUCUGGAUUGCCUUGUUCUCCUACUUCAUGGUGUGGAUGGUGACUGUGAUUGGAUACACCCUUGGGAUACCAGAUGUGAUCAUGGGCAUUACUUUCCUGGCUGCAGGAACAAGUGUCCCAGACUGCAUGGCCAGCUUGAUAGUAGCAAGGCAAGGCCUUGGUGACAUGGCAGUAUCCAAUACAGUUGGGAGCAAUGUCUUUGACAUUCUGGUGGGACUUGGUGUUCCAUGGGGUUUGCAGACCAUGGCGAUUGAUUAUGGAUCAACUGUUAGAAUAAACAGCAAAGGAUUGGUUUAUUCAGUUGCACUUUUGCUAGGAUCAGUGGCACUUACUGUGUUUGGAAUCCAUGUAAAUAAGUGGAAACUUGACAGGAAGUUAGGCAUCUACGUAUUGCUUCUUUAUGCUAUUUUCCUGUGUUUAUCUAUAAUGAUAGAGUUCAAUGUCUUCACCUUUGUCAACUUCCCUAUGUGCCGAGAAGAACUUUAAACCACAAGGAGAGACACUGAAAUUCUUCUGAUGACACAUGCUGUAAAUGACAGGAGGCAUUUCAGAUUCUUGCCUUCUUUCCAUCAAUAAUUUGAGUGUCAUUCCUGCUUAAUCAGCUAACGAGCACUUUUACCUAUAUGGAAGGAGAGCAUACCUUUUUUUUAACAUGCUAGCUGAAGGCAACCAAAGCAUUUUCCUCAUCUUUGGAUAUUGCUGCUCCAUCAUAAAGCUACAUGGAUCUUACACAGAACUCUAAAAGGACCCAUUUCUGGGAAUUCUGUUGUGGCGUUCUUUCUCCUUCUGCAGACAAUCAACCACCACCACGAGGGUUAGCAAGAGGAUGGGAGAAAAAUCUUUAUAGUUCUUUUGGUUUUGACAUUUACUUUCCAUGGAAGGAUAAGAGGCAAGUUCAGAACCUUUCUUGGCUCAGUCAGAAUAUUUAAACUACAGGACCAGAAAGUCCAAGGCACAUAUCAUGGCAUGCACUGUUGAGGAUCAUUUCCUCCUUCAAGUGCUCUGCUUGUAGAGAAGCUGCACUGACAGUUUUUGAUGGCAAUGUUGGAUAUUUAUCACUCUGUUCAAUGAACAAUGUGGCAGAGAAAGAAGAGGAAAUGGUUGUAUGUUGUAUCACUUGUGUUGAUGCACACUAGAAGUCAGAGUAACUGCAUAUUGAAGAAGAGAAUUUACAUGCAGAAAUUCAUACUUGAAAAAUAUGUUUUAUUGUUAAUGAGGAAUGCUGUAUACAUAGAUAUAAACUGACAUUUGUGGAAUAUUACACCACAAAAAAAAAAAAACUUUUCAUUGGCCGUUGUAAGCCCAUUGUGUACAUUUAGAAGAAGCUAAAGAAAUAAAAUAUAACUGGGUGCUCAGUAACUAUCAGUUAUUGUUAACAGCUGGGAGUAGUAGCUGAACAUAAUCCAGACUUUCUGACAACAAAACCCACCCUGAUUAUGAUUUGGUUUGAUUCAGUUUGAUUGGUGAGAAGAAGAAACUUAUUUCAACAGUCAAGAAGCUGGUGUAUUCUUCACCAUUUUUUCUUAUUCUCAGAAGCUUAAUGAAGAUGAAUGUCUGACACAGAGCAGUGCAGAUAAGAGUCACCCUGAAAAAAGCAAGUCUGUCAAGAGAAUAUGGUCCUUGAUUUGAUUGCAUGCAAAUUUUGAAGCAUGAUGUACUUCUUUUUAACCCUGAGUAGAAGCCAAGUUUUGAUAUCCUUUCCACCAGCACAAAUCUGAAAUAAAUAAUUACUCUGGCUAUAAUUGACAGAAAGAUCCAGCCCAGAGUACUAGAAUAGGCGGGUAACAUUCCACAAUUUAGCACUGAUAUAAUUGUAAAUCACUGAAACAGCAUAUUUUGAAUUGCUACUAAACUUUAAAAAUAUUUUGAAGCUGUAUGUGAAUGAUCACAUAAAGUUUCUAAAGAAGCACAGUUACCUUUAUACAUAGAUUUUUAAAAUUUUUUAAUGUUUAUAAACCAAACCAAACCUAUCAACUAACAGUUGAUGUGUUUUUAAAUGUAUUAAUAUUUUCCAUUAAGACUAAAUAUAAAAAAUUGUCACUGAGAAUAUAUUAUAAAAACUUAGCAAAUAAGCACUUACUCAGAAAGUUCCUUCUUUUGACAUAUAUGACAAAUAAUUAUGUUUAGCCAGCUGACAUGCAGAAUACUGUUUACACCAGGCAAUGAGUUUACAACUAAAAUGAUUUUUAAAAUUAUUUUAAAAUAAAUUAAAGAGUGUAUGCUGUUGCUGGUAUUGUUUUUUUUUUUUUUUUUUUUAAGAAUUGUGUCCAUUCAAUGUAAGUCUAAAGAGAAAAAGAGCAACACAUUUGUUAUUUGCUUUUCAUUUUGUUACAAAUGUCAGUAUUAGUAUCCAUUUAGGGUUUCUUACCUUAAUUAAAUGCUCAUGUGAUUAAGCUAAGAACUAAAGAUUAACACAAUGACAGCAUUGCUAAAACGCUUUAUUAAAUAGUCAAGAAUGGCAGUAAACACAUUUUAUCUCAAGUAUGCCAAUGACCCCUUUUCCAGGCAUUCACAACGUUUUUGGUGCAGUAUAAAGCUGAGGAGAUGAAAUUCAUGUUCACCUUGGAGUCUUCUGUUGCAGAAAGGCUUUGAAAAUGCAGCAUACUGCUGCACCACUGUAGGAAUAUCACUCCCUAGUAUUCCUCUCUCCCAUGCUGUCUUUCAGGAGGACAGUUUACUGCUGAAAAUCUGGUGAUGACUUAAAUAUGGGACUGAAAGGAGCAGAGAGGGAGGCUGAGUAAUUGAGUUUUUCCUAUAUUCUGUUUUUAUGGUCUUGGAGAACUCUCUGCAAGCAAAUAUUUGCUCUCCUAUGCACAGUUCAGGCAGCUCAAUUGUCUUUACUUAAUAGAAGAGUAGUUCCAAAGUCUGGUUUUGAAUGCAUAGUGAUCAACUGAGUUGACAGGAAUGAGGGCAUCAAAGUUUAUAGUGCCAGAUCUAGAAAAUUGUAUUUUACCUUCAUAUUUCUGAGCCAGGAAACAUUAGAAGAGUAUGGGCACCAUUUUUUUUCCAUAGCAGCUGACUUUCUGCCCAAAUAUACACGAAUUUUGUUUGCUAAUUCCCUAAAUCUUUCACACAUCAUUUAAAAUUACUCUGCCUAUCCCCUGCUGAAUCUGAAUAUCACAAUCUGAAUAUCACCUGCUCCAGAAAGCCAGUCUUGUAUUUUAGCAGAAAAAGUCUCAGAAUCCAGAACAACCCUUACAAUAUGUGGCUGGUUCAUGUCAUCUACAGCUCUCCCUGAAACAUAAACUCACUUAAGGACAAUAUGUAUUGAAUUCUAAUGCUACAUUUCAUGGGGUGUUCUCAUCUGCAUCUACUGCUAUGAGACAUGUAUCAUGCCGUGCUUAUCAUUAUAGAUAACAUUAGUAGGAUUCUCCUUUGACACUACCACAUGACCAAGGAUGUAUUGUUUGCCAAAGAAUUAUGAGAUGCUGUGUCAGGGCUUUGGUGACACAUAAUCAUAUGAAGUACUUUUAAGAAGCUCCUAAGUAGUCCUUGUCCAUAUGCUAAAAUAAAUAGUUAUACACUAAGCCAUGGGUAAACUGAAUGGUCCAAGAAAUAUAUGAUUGACAAAUUGUUUGAUUGCAGAUAAACCCACAUCAGAAUGUAUCAGUAAUUCAGGAGGCUAUUGCUGAGUAAUAGCAGACGAGUGCCUUUCACAUGUAUUAAAAAAAAAAAAAACAAAACAAAAAACCAACCAAACAAACAUGAGCUUGUGUGGUCAGGAAGCUAUUAAAAUGUUGCCAUUUUCUAGUCAAGAAAAGGAAUUAAUUGUGCUUGGCUCUCCAUUGUUAUCACAGGUCUAUAGUGCAGCUGUUUGGAUUGUAUCUAUAAAAUUUUGCAGGUAUUUUGUUUCAUUAACCAUUGCAAAAGUUAGCUGGCUGAGUUUGGAAUGUAUGUCACAAUGUUCUGUAAGUUAAUGUUCAGCUCAAGAGUGAAAAGAAAGCUGGUGUAUGUGAGAGAGAAAACUGUUAGUGUGAUCUGAAAUUUGCCAGCAUACUAACACUGAAAAGUAACACAACUCAGAAAAAGAUAUCCCAUAUCCAGCAAAGCUUAACUUCAAUAGCUUUGAUUCUGUUUUAAAGCUAAGCAUCUAUCCAAGUGCCUUGCUGGAUUGUGUCCUAAGAUGACAGUGGAGCAUGGUUUCUGGGUUUCUUAUCAUAGUCAGUUCUUUCCAUGUUCUAUUGCUUUUGUAGUCUAAAGAUUUUAUUUCUUUCUCAAAUUAAAAGGUUUGACCAGAAUCUGUGGACUUCUACUCUGCUGAUACUACUUUAGAUUUCCACCCUUGUAAAUAAGAGAACUUGUUCCUUGUCUCAGACUUCUCAACUGUUCAUCUGCCCUUGUGCAUGAGCAGAUCAAAACUGAGUUACAGCUGGCCAAGGAGGGCUUUUAGCAGCUCUUUUGAGCUGCAGUUCCCCUGGAGUAGCACAGUCCCACACAGACCAAUGAGUGUAAUCCUGUCUGCAGCAAGGAACUGGGAAUGUUUCCAUUAUGUUCAGCAGUGUUUGAUUCCAUUUAUUUACCAUAAUAAUUGUACUGCAUUAUGAGGUAUUGCUUGAGUAAAGAUUUCAAGCUCAGGAUCUGCAUGUCUAAAUCUAAGAAGCUCCAGGUAUGGUUAUCCCAAUGUCUCUUUGAUGGUCUAAGGGCUUCUCUCUGGGCUGAGUCUAGCCUGGAAGAACACCUGAAGUCUUCCCAACAGGUACAGCAUAGUCAACCAUCUUUCUCCUGGCUCAGUCUUUGGUGUGCCAAUUUUAUUUUGUUUUUAUAUGCUUGCUGCAGCUGUAACAAACAAAGAUAGCUCCUGGUUUUAGAUUAUAUUUGUAAACUUUCUGUCAACAUGUAAACAAAUGGCAAAGGUCUUUACUAAUCUAAUACUUAGCAAUUAUAGAGAAGAUUCUAUUUUGUCUUUGAUUUCCCUUGUGACUCUGCUUUAAUUACGCUUGUUCCUAUUAUAUGUUUGCUCUAGGUGUACAAAUGCCUCAUGAAUUUCAUUGUCUUCCUUUCUUGGAUUUCUUGCAAUUUUAAUGCCACUUACUUGUGACCCACUGUUAGUUGGUUUUGGUAAAGUUGUUUAAGCUGUAGAACUACUGUCUGGUUAUUCAUGCCAAGGAAAAAUCAGAUGUUAUGUAAUAUGAAACAGACACUAAAAUAACUCUUGAUAGCCAGGUGAAACCAAAGAAUCUUCCGAAUUGAAGUACAUCACCUUGGAGCAUAAUGUUCUGUCAUUGCAAGCAUCAGAUCUCUCUGUUAUUUGUGUUUAAACAUUCAAAAGAAAAUAUCUGCAGCUGGUGCAUUUGCUGCACAAUUUUCUUUCUAGUUCCAUGAGUCUGAAUGCCACAUUUUUCAUUUUGCUAGAUGGUGGGAUUUAUGUGAUGAUUACAGAGGUAAAUGACAGUAUUUAGUUCCAGAAAUUCUGUACCAAACUUGUUGUUAUUCCAUUGAACCAUUUGGAAAAGUCUGUAUGCAAGUGAUCAAUGUCCUGCUGAAGAAGGGAAUGUCAUUCAACUGAUGUGUGCAUUCCACUUUCUGACCUACCAUGUACAUAUUUAAAAGCCUCCUUUUGAAGAACUUGAGCACUUUUCUCACAUUUUCCCACAUGUGAGGUCCUGAUGGUUUAUCCCCAGAGAAGUCUGUGAAGUCCUGUACGUGCCUCUCCUGACACGUGAGAUGUGUGUGGCUGCUUCUCCACAGGCCAGGAUGUGUAGUGAUUGUGGCAAUUUGUUCAUCACAUGGUUCUGCUUGCUCCCAUACUGUGCACUGUCUGAAAGAAAUGAAUAAUUAUGGGAAAUUAAUGCCAUUUGGAUAUUUUUGUAGAAGAAUUGCCAGUUGGAAUUUAAUUCUGUUUUUCUUUUUUCACUUGCACAAAGAAUGUAGGCAAUCGUUGCUGUUCUAUCACUGAGAUGGUCUUGAUAAACUUGAACGACAAAUAAAAAGAUUGGAUUGUAGCACUAGGCAUGGUAACAAAUUCUAAAGGUAUCAGAACAUGAGAAAACCAGACAAAUAUAAUCUCUAGAAAGAUUAUGAACAACUGAGAUGAUUCCUUUCAGAGGUUUUUUGAAGAAAGAUUAUGGCCUUUAUUCAUAUACCAGUUAUGUAUGCAAAGAAAACUUAUAAAUCUGCUUCCCCAGCAACACCUGUGUUUCAAAUGGCUGUUACUGCAGCAAAGUUAUGACCAAAUUCUUGCCUUCAUGUUCUUGGGAGUGGUGCCAGUGUUCCUUAGUGUCCUGGUAGUUGGCACAAAUUAGUAUCGGUGGAACUGAGCAUAGAAUUUGGCUCACGGUAUCUCUUCCAUUGCAAGAAAUUCUUUGAAAUAAUCUAUGGUCACUAGAAUAACUUCUGAAUCUUUUAAAAACCUGUGUUUCAUACUUGCAGGCAUUUGCAGUGCACCCUUAAGAGGUGCAAUACCUCUUUAAAUAUUAUGAAAAUAAUACUUUCUAGAACUGCUUACUUUGAAAACAGAAAGGGAUGGGUUUGUAAACUGUAAAUAACAGAAAUCUCUCAUGUUACUUAUUUUUUCAAUGACUGUGACCUUAUGCACUGUGAAUGCUCUGUGAUAUGGGGUCCAUUGUACAGAUAAACAUGUCAUGAAAUCCAAAUGGAUUUAAUGUGAUAAUUUGUUACAAAAUGUUGGCAUGAUAUUUGAUUAUUUUUGUUGUGAGAAUUUUAAAAAAUAGUUAACUCAGCAUUUAUAAAGAUUAUAACAGUCAGUAUUAUAAUGCACUAUAUAAAAAUAUGUACACUAUCAAUAAAUUAUAUAAACAAGA
Molecule: messenger RNA, 8253 nt
Organism: Lonchura striata (white-rumped munia)
Lineage: Eukaryota; Metazoa; Chordata; Aves; Passeriformes; Estrildidae
Gene: SLC24A4
Product: solute carrier family 24 member 4
Biological process (GO): calcium ion transmembrane transport; intracellular calcium ion homeostasis; sensory perception of smell
Cellular component (GO): plasma membrane
Molecular function (GO): calcium channel activity; calcium, potassium:sodium antiporter activity
Source: RefSeq, a predicted model, not a curated record